Messenger RNA from Belonocnema kinseyi, 1983 nucleotides. Its product is annotated as small integral membrane protein 14. Gene Ontology annotation, cellular component: endoplasmic reticulum. Lineage: Eukaryota; Metazoa; Arthropoda; Insecta; Hymenoptera; Cynipidae. The transcript is spliced from 5 exons. Bases 437 to 754 code for a protein of 105 amino acids. The record is from RefSeq and is a predicted model, not a curated record.
GUUCCAGAGGCGAAUGUAAAUGUAAAUACGAGUGUACACAAUUGCACGAGUGUGUAACGUCAAAAGUCAAAUAAAAAUAUUGCCUCGGAGUUGAGCUUUUGUCUGACAGACAGUUAUUCCGGCAUCUUCCAUUUAAUCAGCUGCAUUGAAACAAUUACGUUCCUGAAUUCAGCUCUAAGAUUCGUCGUUCUCAAGUCUAAAGUUUUUCGGAUACACCUGAUUGUGUCAUUCCACAGUAGAUCUUAAAAUAAUUGCAUAUCCAACUGGAAGAGAUUUUGCCACGUCAGGAGUUUUCAUUAAUUUUUGCCUUUUUUUUAUUCCAUUUUAAAAUCGAUUGCAAAGGUGAUUCUCGUUUUCAUUACCAGAGAACUACUUUCUACCUGUUUCUACGCUUGUGCUUCACCUAAAGUUUGAAAGGAAAGUAAAUCUAACAGCAAUGGACGACGAGGGUUUUGAUCCAUGCGAAUGCAUGUGGAAUCACGACAUGGCAAUGCAGCGUCUUUUGUCCAUUUUGCGGCAAACACAGGCUUACUGUACUGACAAUGAGUGUCUCUCCGUCUCAAGGUUGCCAGGACCAUCAUCCACUCCAAGCAACAACUUUUUCAUGAUGUUUUUGAUGUUCGGGAUGUUCAUUCUUAUGUAUGCUCUUAGGCCAAGGUCCCUCAGAUCAAAAAAUAAGGAAGACAUGAAAGCUAAACGUAACCAGCCCGAUUCGAAUGAUGAUCCUCCAACACCUCCACCAACUGUCAACUGAACACCGGUUAGCAACUAGAAACGUUCGUGAUUGCAGUUUAAGCGUUUGAUAGAAUUAUUUAACGACGAAACUAACAAUCAGUAAUUUUGCAUUUGAAUUUGACUGGGCUAUCAAUGCGGACACGAUUCAAUAGUAUUACUAACUUUAAAUGGAAACCAGAAAAUAAAAUUGGUGCUCCAUUACACAAAAAAGGCUGUGCCACAUUAAAGCGCAGUAACUGAUGAUUCAAAUAGUUUAAAACGAAACGCUUAACUGACAGUAAAGAAACAGUUUAAUGAUGAACAUUUUUAACUUCAUCUUUUUUCUUCGUGAAAAGACUUGUAUAUAGCUAAACUUUAUACAGUUUUAUAAAGCGAUUAAAUACGAAUUUUAUUCUUUAUACACGCACUUAUCCAUACAUCUUAUACAUGGUUUCAAAGUAUGAAAUCACGUGAUCAGUUACUUUGUUUUAAAUUGGAAUGGCUAAGUCUUCCUGAAAAUUGUGCGGUCUGGAUAUCGCAUGCUCGCAGCCCAAAAGCUGCGGUUUUUAAAGUAUCUAUAGUCUAUCUUUUGGGAUGGGUUCAUUCUUAUUCAACUUUCUGACCUUCGUUAAAAAUUUUUAGAGCAAGAGUUCAGAGAGUCGAACUUUGAACAGUUUUGCGAUUUAAUCCAGGGUCUUUCAUUAUUUUAAAAAUCUCGAGCUAGAAUCUCUAUAAUUCCAGGUGAAUUAUUGUAAAAUUGUUGACCCUUUAUUUAAGAAAAAGAUGGGGCACUUGUGAAAUAAUCUCAGAAAUAUAAAAGAAAUAAUUAUUGUAAUUUAUUCUAUGGUGCGGAAAUAUUUAUUUUUGAUUUAAUAUUAUUUGAACGAUAGUCGAAUAAAGGGUCGGUUGCAAGUGGUUGUAAAUUUAUAUUUUAUCAAGCACGUCUAUGCCGUUUUGUGAAAACAGAUUUAAUUCAAAUCAUGGGCGGCGCUAUACAAUGGAGUGGACCGUGCAUAAUCUAUGAUCCAAAUUUUUCAGACCAUAGAAUUCCAGUGUUCACAUAUAUUUGUAGCACCUCCCCUCAUUUGAAUAAGAUGUUAUUUAGCUAAUUUUACUUGUAGAUUAUUAUCUACCAUGUGCAAUAUAAAUACAAGUUUUUAAAAUUAGUUUUGUAGAGACAAACGAUUUCUUUGUAAAGAUGUGAAUAAAAUCCAAACCAAGAUUGUACAUUCCUGCAUAAUAUUUUGAAUAAUAAAGAUCAGAUCAUUA